AGUUCAGAAAGUAGUAAGACCUUAAUAUAGUAUAAAUAUGUCUAUAAAAUUUCAAAUAUAAGGGGGUAUUUAUGCAUUAUCCCUUUUCUUAUCGUAAAAGUAAGUGAUCAAAUAAAUUAUCUUAAUUUCUUUUGUAACUUUGUGUAUUCUAUUUCCACACCAAAUUACUCUUGAAACCAUAAAUAAGACAUUCCCAUUUUUGUUCCCUCCCUCGGGAAAUCCCCCUUCAUAAAUCACAUCUUUUCUAUUUAUUGAAUCUUCAAAUCCUCACUGCUCGCCUCUCCCUAAUUUUGUUGCUAUUAUUCCAGAUUUGUUUCAUUUGUUUACUCCGACGAGAAUCUCAUUCCUCCAUUCAUCUUAAACAACAAUUUUUCAGAUUCUCUCUCUGAUAAAAAUACCCAAAGUUAGUUUCUCCGUGAAUUUUACUUUUACAUUUCCGUCUCAGAGAAGAGUAAAAAUGAAUAUGAAUUCAAUUUCGGUGUUGAAAUUGGUUCUGUUUAUAUUCUGGCCAUGGCUGGUUAACUCGAAAGGAGAACAGAAUCGCCUACUGGUCAACAUGACUCUGGUUCAAAACGCUACUGCUUUAGGAGCAUAUUGCUUGGAUGGAAGUUUGCCGGCGUAUCACCUGCACCGUGGUUUUGGAGCUGGAGUAGACAACUGGCUUUUGCAAUUUGAGGGUGGUGGGUGGUGCAAUGAUAUCAAAUCAUGCUUGGAUAGAUCCAAAUCAAAUCAUGGAUCAACUCGUUAUAUGAACAAAUGGGAAGUAUUCUCUGGCAUCCUCAGCAAUAAUGCCUCUUUUAAUCCUGAUUUUUAUAACUGGAAUAGGGUGAAGAUCAGAUAUUGUGAUGGAGCCUCAUUUUCUGGUGAUGCUAAGUUCUAUAAUGGGACAUCAUUGCUUUAUUUCAGAGGGCAAAGAAUUUGGCAAGCUAUUAUUCUUGAUCUUCUCCCAAAAGGUCUGGGGCACGCAAAGAAGGCUAUGCUUUCUGGCUGCUCUGCUGGUGGUCUGGCAACCUUUUUACACUGUGACAACUUCACCAGUUAUCUACCAAAUAAUGCCAGUGUGAAGUGCUUGAGUGAUGCUGGGUUUUUUUUAGACGAGAGAGAUAUAGCUUUGAAUCACACAAUGAGAUCUUUCUAUGAAGGUCUUAUUACCCUACAGGGGGUGGAACCAAAUCUCAAUCUAAAUUGCACUUCUACUCUCUACUACCCACACCUGUGCUUCUUCCCACAGUAUGCAUUACCAUUCAUCGAAACGCCAUUCUUCAUCUUAAAUUCAGCAUAUGACGUGUACCAAUUCCAUCACAUAUUGGUGCCGCCUUCUUCCGAUCCUCGACGGCAUUGGGAUCAUUGCAAGUUGAAUGUCACAGCAUGUGAUACAAGUCAACUGAAUAUUUUGCAAGGGUUCAGGAUAGAUAUGCUUACAGCGUUGAGAGAUUUCUAUCAAAAUUCAACUAGAGAUGGGAUGUACAUAAACUCUUGCUUCACUCAUUGUCAGAGUGAGACACAAGAUACUUGGUUUGCAGCUGGCUCUCCUCGAAUACACAACAAGACAAUUGCGGAGACAGUCGGUGAUUGGUACUUCAGUAGAAACAUCAGCAAGGAGAUUGAUUGUGCAUAUCCCUGUGAUACUACAUGCCACCACAUGAUUUGACGCAGAGAUCCAAUGUUGCUAGUCAUAAUGCUGAUCUUCAAAGGGUAAUUGGAACCCAGAAACUCAGCUAUACAAAGCCAUAGACAACCUUGGUUACAUAGCGCAGAUUAGUUCAUUUAUAAGGGGGUGCAGGGAAGGAAUAGGUGUUAUAUACAUAUAUACUCAUAUUGCAGAGUAAGAAACAAACAUUCUUUUAUUUAGAGAGGUUCACAGAGAGCAAAUGUAUACAUCGUCGUCUAGAAAAGGAUAUGGUACAGAUCCAUGAUGUGCAGAAUGUCGCACCGCUGAGUCUGAAAAUUUCAUGUUCAAAUAUCAGGCCAAGAAAAUAUAUUCAUUAUUGUUCUGUUAUUCCCCUGAA
Messenger RNA from Solanum lycopersicum (tomato), 2009 nucleotides. The record is from RefSeq and is a predicted model, not a curated record. NCBI's taxonomy places the organism in Eukaryota, Viridiplantae, Streptophyta, Magnoliopsida, Solanales, Solanaceae.